Molecule: messenger RNA, 4335 nt
Organism: Neolamprologus brichardi
Lineage: Eukaryota; Metazoa; Chordata; Actinopteri; Cichliformes; Cichlidae
Source: RefSeq, a predicted model, not a curated record
GCUCGGAACAGAGAGGCAGACUGUGGUCACUGACCGGAGACUCUGCUGGCUUUUAUUCUACUGAAAUCAGACCGCAUGUCUGACCCAGGGGUCCGCCUGCUGCCCGGAGCAAACUGCACGCAUUUCUUCAACAUAUUUAACGGACGCUGCGUUGGCGAAGGGGAGGAGGAGGAUGAAAACAUCGCCUGAUAUAUUUUUUUAACGUUUUCGCUCAUAGCCUAUUUAUGGGAGGCAGCAGCGGCUUGGUCCUUUCUUUAUUAUAGGAACGAGAUCUAUGCGGUUAGCUAUGUGAAGAGCAGAUCGCCUAGCAAUUCUCGUUUCGUGAUCCUGACGAACAAUUAUGAACAACGCUCAAGAUAUGUCGCCCGAUUUUGUGUUGAUGCGCCUGGUUUCCGUGGCCGAGGAUGACCGCUUGGACGCAGAAAACGGGAAUCUGCCGCCGGGAGGAGUGGUGGCAGGGCUGGGGAAGGAGGUCCUGGCUCACAGCGGCGUCAAAGCGGGUUUGGAUAUAAGCCGAGAUCCAACGGAGGGCCUCCAGCAUCCCAGCAGCCACCUGAACAAAGCACAGCCGAGCACCGAGGGCACGGCUGCACCUGACUCUGGGGUAACGGAGAGCCGAGCCACACUGUCCGCGCCUCCGCCGCCGCAGAGCUCCAUGGAGGCCCAGGCGUUUGACUUCGCUCCCAGCCCCGGCCUACGGCCUCAGUUGCUAGUCUUCUCCAAUAUAAUGCGGAACGGAGAGGGGAUUUUGGAAUUAGACCGUCGGAAUCAGCCGAGGGAUGCUCUGGAUCAGAGCCCGGGAUCUGGCUGCUCCAGCCCAGCGGUCAAUAACAACACUCUGAGUGUCAGAGAGGUUCAGCAGCAGCAGCAGAACCUGCUAGACCGGACAUGGGGAGCGCAUUCGCCAGCCUCUGUGGAGAUGCAGGGAGCGGCUGAGCUAUGCCACCGGCAUCGACUCAUCGCCACUACGCCAGAGUGGCCCGUGCUGACGGAGAGAUCUAACCCUCUCACCGUGAUUGACUCUAAAUGGGGAUGCGCCACCAGGGACAGGGAAGGAGCCGUGUUUGAGCUGGCCCGGCGGUUCGGGGAGCUUGGGGUUGGCGCGGUACCCAAAAUGCUGUUCAAAGCAGGCGAGCUCCCACACUGUUCGUGUCAAAGUGCACAUAGGCCGGCAGGAGGGGAAGUAGAGCCCGGCGAUGACCCAACAGAGACUAGCGACGCAUUGUUGGUGCUGGAAGGGCUGGGGAACGGGGACGUUGACGGUUUGGACAUGGACGAGUGUCCGGAGGAUGAGACAGAUGAUGAAAACGGACGCCGGGAGUUUUUACUCAACAGGAAAAGGGAAAUAGUUCAGAAAAUGUCCGGGGCUUUCUCCAUCAGCAGUUUUCAAGUGGAACUGAGGAGGCAGGUGGAGGAGACGGCGACAGAAGCAGCGCCUGCGGCGCACAUUGCCACGCAGGUGUGCAGCCUCCACGGGAACUUAUCCGGCCGCCUCUCGCAGGUAAGCUGUGGGAAUACAGAGGUUGUCACGCAUGCUUCAGCCAAGUCAUCGUCGACUACCCCGGCCCAGAGCUCGCCCUGGGCCACAAGCCCGAACCUGAGCCAGGCAUCGACACCCAGAAGGCGGCCGGAGCGGUGCGCCAGUGCGCCCCGGACUCCCACGGGCAGGGCCACGGGCGGGGAAAAGAUGCUCAAAGUUCCAGGGAAGUCAAAAAAGGGCUCGUUAAAGAUCAGACUGAGCAAAUUGUUCCGGACUAAAAGCUGCAGCGGCUCCAGUCACCUUUUGGACAAAAGGCCCUCAGUGACUUAUUCAGUAUCUUCUGCCGGAAGUCUGGUGGACAUGGCGUGUGCAGCGGGUGCUGAGCAGGAUGCAGACAGCCACAGCCAGCCCAGACUGACCAGGGCCCACAGUGCCUUUUCCCCAGCCUCCCUCUCUGCCUCUCUCUCAACUUUCACUGGUGAGACCGUUUCUCUAGUGGAUGUGGAUAUUUCACAGCGAGGGGCGAAUACGCCACACCCACACCCACCUACACCUCCACCCCCUCCUCGUCGAAGUCUCAGUCUCUUAGACGACAUAGCCGGGCCCCAGCCUGGGCCUUUCCUAGUGAGCGUCAUGGGCGCCUCUCUGCAGUCUCUUCCUCUGCCUCUCCCUCCUCCUCCUCCUCCUUCCCACACUACCAUCCAGCACAGUCUCAGCCUCAAUGAUGCUUUCCUACGGGCCCUUCCUCAUUCCAACCCAUCAUCAGCUGAUGCUCCACCCCCCAUCAGACAGGCCCCACCCCCCAUGCUGUGUGCCCUGCGGCGGUCGGAAGCCAGCAACUUCACCGCCAGUCUGAGAGAACUGGAGAAGGUACUGUCGAGGAUGACACCCAAGCUUUUCACAGAGGAAGAAACGAAGACCGGGACGUUCAGUUUGUGGUGUCACCCGAAGUUUGAGGACCGCUGUCACUCUGUGGUGGAGUUCAUCGAGCGAGCCAUCAUGCACUCCAAAAAUGGGAAAUUCCUCUACUUCCUCCGCUCCAGAGUCCCAGGACUACCUCCCACUCCGGUUCAGCUGCUGUAUCCUGUGUCUCGCUUCAGCAACGUGAAGUCACUUCAACAUCUCUGUCGCUUUUGCAUCCGACAAAUAGUCCGCAUCGACCACAUCCAAGAGCUUCCACUGCCCAGACCGCUGAUCUCCUACCUGAGUAAGUUUUAUUACUAUGACCCUGAGGAGGAGAUGUACCUGUCAAUCAAGAGCAUCCGGAGGGUAGUGGGAGUAGGGCAGGAGGCCGAGUCGCAGACGUAGCAGCAGAGCUCUUCUCAGCUCGAGUUUUGCUGUGGAGGACUGUACUGUCUGUACUGGUCUACCAGUCUUCCAGCAUCGGCCAAUCAGAGUCCCUGGAAAUCUGUGUGUCCAAUGUGACUGGGAUGGAUCCUCCUAUGUGUGGAUUUGGACUAAUGAGAGGAAUGAUGUGUGCUUGCAGUUGAAUCGUGGUGCAUAUGCAGUGGACUCAGUGACUUCUGAGGAGGGACUGUAGAGAUACGCUCACCUGAAAACAUGUCGACAGGCACAAAAACAGAGCCUGAAUUAUGAACUCAAUUUCCUGAACCUGUUGAAAUGGACUUUUAAAACACAAUGCACUGGUCAAUUUGUACAACUGUUGUUUGCUGCCAUUUCCUUGUUUUUCCUUCCAUUUUGUCAAAAAAAGGGAUUUUGGAUUAAAAGAUGUCUUCAGUACCGGUAUACACACAGAGGCAGGGCCACAGAGGCCUGUCAAAUCAUUUGGUGUCUUCAUCAUCUGAAACUGAACCCCCAAAGUUGGACCCUAUGAAUCAGCUAAAAAAGUUUUUUGCUUUUUUUUUUUAAAUCCGUGAGUAAAUUUCUUCAUUUUAUUUAAACUCAUCUAAUGUUAUAUGACACAAUUUGAGGAACUCCUCAAGUUGUAUAAGUUGUAUAUGGAAUAUAUUAAGAGUAUUGACUGUGGCUUUCACUUGCAGCAACCAGCACUGGUUAUUUUCACUAUUAUACAUUAAUCAGUGUGCCAGCUAUUUUUUAAAAGUGGCAAUAGGCAUUUUUCGCUAUAACCCAACUUUCUAAACUGGACUCCUUGUUUUUAAAAAACAAACAAACACCCACUUCUAUUGGGUAAAUAGCUAGCCAACUGUUGCUACUUUAUGUGAACCUACUAUGAGCUUUGAGUGCUAAAACCCAUUGAGUUAAUUCUGAGAUACAAGCUGUUUUGCUUUAAGUCUUCUUUGUCUUUGGCCUCUCAACAAUAUAGGCACAAUAUGAUUGUUCUACUGUCCGCGAUUUCAUCUGUGGUAGCUACCAGAAACCAAAAGUGCUAUCCUCAUUUUGUUUGUGUUAGCAAGCCUAUGGUCCCCAGAGAUUUACCUGUUGGUAGUCAGAGCUGCUGAGUGUAAGUGUUGCUUAUGAGCAACCAUUUAGAAGGCAGUUGGUAUGCUUAUUCUAUAGGCAUUUCAAUAUAUAGUCAUCACUGGAUGAUUUUUUGUGACGUUUUGUGUCAUAUUGUUAAAAAUAUCUAUUUAAUUGAAAUAAGAACAUGGUAGAUGGUUUUGAUCUUCUUAAGACAGCAUCCUAAACUAAUCUGGGUCCACAUACUGGCCACCUUGUUAGGUACCCCUGUUUAACUGCCCAUUAAGACAAAUAUCUAAACAGCCAAUCACAUAGCAGCAACUUGAAUGAAUUGAGACAUAUAGACAUGGUCAUUAUCACCUGCUGAAGUUUAAACUGAGCAUCAGAAUGUGGAAAAAAUGCGAUUUCUUUGUUGGUGCCAGACAGGCUAUCUCUCACACAACUAUCUCUAGGUCUAUCUCACAGCCCAUUGUUCC